This is a messenger RNA of Micropterus salmoides (largemouth bass), 2143 nucleotides long. It is a transcript of the gene fgf13b, whose product is annotated as fibroblast growth factor 13b. Gene Ontology annotation, biological process: regulation of cell migration; fibroblast growth factor receptor signaling pathway; positive regulation of protein phosphorylation. Gene Ontology annotation, molecular function: growth factor activity; fibroblast growth factor receptor binding. The coding region runs from base 300 to 902 and encodes 200 amino acids. Gene Ontology annotation, cellular component: cytoplasm. The transcript has 5 exons. Lineage: Eukaryota; Metazoa; Chordata; Actinopteri; Centrarchiformes; Centrarchidae. The record is from RefSeq and is a predicted model, not a curated record.
AUCUUUCUUUGUCUCUCAGUGUGCAGUUUUUUGCGCGCGCACGUUUGGAAGCGCUCGUGCUGGUAUUUGGUGACACAUAGAAGCCAGCGGGCUCUCAUAUAGAGUCAAUAGAGUCGGGCUGUGGAGGGAGAGAGAGAGGGCAGAGAGGGACAGAAGGAGGGACGGCGAGAAAGAGUGCGAGAGUUGGACUGCUGCUGCGCGUGUGGACAAACAUCUGACGAUGAUGAAAAAGUAAAACCGCAAUCCUGCAUCUCUCACCUGAAGUUUGAUUCAACAACCAGAAGAAGCGGCAGAGCUCCAUGAGCGGAAAAACGAAAGGCAAAGAGGAUAAGGAGCAUGCCGCCAAAGAGCCCCAGUUAAAGGGCAUUGUGACCAGGCUUUCCAGUCGCCAGGGCUUCCAGCUGCAGAUGCAGCCUGAUGGCACCAUUGAUGGAACCAAGGAUGAAGACAGCACCUAUGCUGUGUUCAACCUGAUCCCAGUGGGGCUUCGUGUGGUGGCCAUCCAGGGCGUCCAGACCAAACUCUAUUUGGCCAUGAACAACGAAGGCUUUCUCUACACUUCUGAACAUUUUACCCCGGAGUGUAAGUUCAAGGAGUCGGUGUUUGAGAACUACUAUGUCACCUACUCCUCCAUGCUGUACCGGCAGCAGGCCUCAGGUCGGGCCUGGUACCUGGGACUCAACAAGGAGGGUGGAAUCAUGAAGGGGAACCACGUCAAGAAGAACAAGGCAGCCGCACACUUCAUACCCAAACCGCUCAAAGUGGCCAUGUAUAGGGAGCCCUCCCUCCAUGACCUGACAGAACUCUCACGGUCAGGCAGCGGUACGCCAACCAAGAGUCGCAGCGCUUCGGCCCUUCUAAAUGGCGGAGGGAAGUCGCCCAGCAACAAUGACUUAUCCUAGCCCCCAACCCUUCACACCUCACAUACAUACAAACACAAACACACACACACACACACAGAUCUCAGGCCGACAUGCCCACACAACAGGCUGGCGAGUGGUAGGAGGAGGCAAGGACAAAAUGAAGGAGGACAGGAAUGUGUUCUUCCACUUAACGGAGCCCACUGUGACUGACUGUGAUGUAAAUAAAUCAAGGACAAUCAAUCCAUCUGGCUCUGCUGUUCUGGUCUGCAGAGGGACAGGAUCUGUGAAUCUCUUCCCUUGACUACUCUUUCUGCUAUAUAAUAACUAGAGAGAUCAAGGGAGGAGAGAGAGAGAGAGAGAGAGAGAGAGAAAAGGAUGGAGAGAGUCAGUCAGUCAGUCACAAUGUCAGAUAAACAGACUGUUACAGAGAACCAAAGAGUCAAAGUAUUAACUAACUAUGUUAUUGCAGUGAAGAAGGAAAGUGGCUUGGAAGUUCCAGGGUGACAAAGGAAGGAAGUCUUUAUCUAUUCUACCGUACGCUAUGUUUACACAGAGCUCUUGGGGUUAAGUCAUAUUUUUAAAAAUAAUGAACGUAUUCCUUGUACACCUUGUGUAUGAGGACUGAUCAUUUGUUUGCAUGCAGGUGCGCCUGUGUGUGUGUGUGUGUGUGAGUGAGUGGCAAAGUAUAUGCUGUGCUUGAAGUAGGUGUGUUGUGUGUGUGUGUGUGUGUGUGUGUGUGUGUGUGUGUGUUAGUGUGUGUGUUUGUGGGCAUGUGAGAGCGAGUGUGUGCGCACGCAUGUGUCUGGGUGGGGUGGGGGGGAUUUUACCUUUUUAAGAUCUGUUGUAUAUCAGACAAACCUCCUGAGGGCUUUAGCAGGUUAAAAUAAGGUUUACUGUAUAUGCUUCCAUGCUUACUUCUUACAAGCAAUGCUGUUGUUUAUCUUUCCAUUUGUUGUUGUUGUCCCUUGCCGUUUGUUUGUUUGUUUGUUGUUGCAUGGAAGCUUGUGGACCUCUGCUCAGUAGCAGCAUGCCGAAGGUCCUUUUUUGUUUUCUGGUCUUACGUGUUCCUGACCAAAAGAGAACACUAGUGAGCCAAUAGUGUCGUACCAGAACACUAGUGAACCAAUUUGAGGGUGUUGGAACACUACUGGACCAGCAGUAUUGCACCAGAACAUGAGUGGACCAAUGGUGUUCGACCAGAACCAAUGGGAGCACAGAUCAACAUAAUAUUUUGGUUCCCGCUGUGGACAAACUAGAAAUGCACUAAAUAAACUCUUUCU